GCCUCGCGGUGCCUAGGCUGGGGCGGGCAGCGGUGACGCUCAGUCGCGCGGAGCCGGGCCGGGAGCUUGAGCGGCGGCGGCGGCAGGAUGAACAGCAUCAAGAGCGUGCCGGCGCGGGUGCUGAGCCGCAGGCCGGGCCAUAGCCUGGAGGCCGAGCGCGAGCAGUUCGACAAGACCCAGGCCAUCAGCAUCAGCAAAGCCAUCAACACCCAGGAGGCCCCCGUGAAGGAGAAGCAUGCCCGGCGCAUCAUUCUGGGCACUCACCAUGAGAAGGGGGCCUUCACCUUCUGGUCCUACGCCAUCGGUCUGCCGCUCCCCAGUAGCUCCAUCCUCAGCUGGAAGUUCUGCCACGUCCUCCACAAGGUGCUCCGAGACGGACACCCGAAUGUGCUGCAAGACUGCCAGCGCCAUCGGAGCAACAUUCGGGAGAUCGGCGAUCUGUGGGGACAUUUGCAUGACCGCUACGGGCAGCUGGUAAAUGUUUACACUAAACUCCUGCUGACCAAGAUCUCCUUCCACCUCAAGCACCCCCAGUUUCCCGCGGGCCUGGAGGUGACAGACGAGGUGCUGGAGAAGACAGCUGGGACUGACGUUAACAACAUCUUCCAGCUCACCGUGGAGAUGUUUGACUAUAUGGACUGCGAGCUACGGCUUUCUGAAUCAGUGUUCCGGCAGCUCAACACGGCCAUUGCUGUGUCCCAGAUGUCCUCGGGCCAGUGCCGCCUGGCACCCCUCAUCCAGGUCAUCCAGGACUGCAGCCACCUCUACCACUACACUGUGAAGCUCAUGUUCAAGCUGCAUGCCUGUCUCCCAGCUGACACCCUGCAAGGCCACAGGGACCGGUUCCACGAGCAGUUUCACAGCCUCAGAAACUUCUUCCGCAGAGCCUCGGACAUGCUCUACUUCAAGCGGCUCAUCCAGAUCCCGCGGCUGCCCGAGGGACCGCCCAACUUCCUGCGGGCCUCGGCCCUGGCUGAGCACAUCAAGCCGGUGGUGGUGAUCCCCGAGGAGGCCCCCGAGGACGAGGAGCCAGAGAAUCUCAUCGAGAUCAGCACGGGGCCCCCGGCUGGGGAGCCUGCGGUGGUGGCUGACCUCUUUGACCAGACAUUUGGACCCCCUAAUGGCUCCUUGAAGGACGAUCGGGACGUGCAGAUCGAGAGCCUGAAGAGGGAGGUGGAGAUGCUCCGUGGGGAGCUGGAGAAGAUCAAGCUGGAGGCCCAGCGCUACGUCUCGCAGCUGAAGGGCCAGGUGAACGCGCUGGAGGCCGAGCUGGAGGAGCAGCGGAAGCAGAAGCAGAAGGCGCUGGUGGACAACGAGCAGCUCCGCCACGAGCUGGCCCAGCUGCUGGCCGCCCAGCGCGAAGGCGAGCGCAACCAGGGCCUGCGCGAGGAGGCCGAGAAGAAAGCCAGCACCAUCGAGGCGCGCUACCACAAGCUCAAGGAGAAGCACAGCGAGCUCAUCGGCACGCACGCCGAGCUGCUCCGGAAGAACGCAGACACGGCCAAGCAGCUGACGGUGACGCAGCAGAGCCAGGAGGAGGUGGCGCGGGUGAAGGAGCAGCUGGCUUUCCAGAUGGAGCAAGUGAAACGGGAGUCCGAGAUGAAGCUGGAGGAGCAGAGUGACCUGCUGGAGAAGCUCAAGGAGGAGCUGGAGGCCAAGGCCAGAGAGCUGGUGCGCGCGCAGGAGGUGCUGACCCGCACGGAGCAGAGCGGGUCGGAGCUGAGCUCGAGGCUGGACGCGCUGAGCGCGGAGAAGGCGGCGCUGAGCAGCACCGUGCGGCAGCGGGACGCGGACCUGCAGGCGGCCCAGGGCCUGGUGCGCGAGAAGGAGGCGGCGCUGAGCCGGGAGCAGCAGCGCAGCGCGCAGGAGACGGCUCAGCUGCGGGGACAGCUGGCGGACAAGGAAAGUCAGGAGCAGGAGCUGCAGCGGAGGCUCCUGGACCAGCAGUUCGCGGUGCUGCGGGGCACCGCAGCCGAGGCCGAGCGGAUCCUGCAGGACGCCGUGGCCAAGCUGGACGACCCUCUGCACCUGCGCUGCACCAGCUCGCCAGACUACCUGGUGAGCAGGGCCCAGGCCGCCUUGGACGCCGUGAGCGCCCUAGAGAAGGGCCAUGCCCAGUACCUGGUCUCCAGGUCAGACGCCUCUGUGCUGGUGGCAGCCCUGACCCAGUUCUCCUACCUGGCUGCGGACACCAUUGUCAACGGCAGUGCCACCUCCCACCUGGCCCCUACUGACCCUGCAGACCGCCUGGUAGACAUGUGCAGGGAGUGCGGGGCUCGCGCUCUGGAGCUCCUGGGGCAGCUGCAGGAGCAGCAGACUUUACACCAGGCCCAGCCGAGCCUGGUGGGACACCCCCUGCAGGGCAUCCUGCAGCUGGGCCAGGAGCUGAAGCCCAAGAGCCUGGAUGUGCGUCAGGAGGAGCUUGGGGCCAUGGUGGACAAGGAGAUGGCGGCCACGUCCACGGCCAUCGAAGAUGCUGUGUGGAGGAUUGAGGACAUGAUGAACCAGGCCCGCCACGCCAGCUCCGGGGUGAAGCUGGAGGUGAAUGAAAGGAUCCUCAAUUCCUGCACAGACCUGAUGAAGGCCAUCCGGCUCUUGGUGACAACAUCCACCAGCCUGCAGAAGGAAAUUGUGGAGAGCGGCCGGGGGGCAGCCACGCAGCAGGAGUUUUAUGCCAAGAACUCUAGGUGGACAGAAGGCCUCAUCUCCGCCUCCAAGGCCGUGGGCUGGGGAGCCACGCAGCUGGUGGAGUCGGCGGACAGGGUGGUGCUCCACACGGGCAAGUACGAAGAGCUCAUCGUCUGCUCCCACGAGAUCGCGGCCAGCACGGCCCAGCUCGUGGCAGCUUCCAAGGUGAAGGCAGACAAGCACAGCCCCCACCUGAGCCGCCUCCAGGAGUGCUCCCGCGCGGUCAACGAGACGGCCGCCAACGUGGUGGCCUCCAGCAAGUCUGGCCAGGAGCAGAUCGAAGAGAGAGACACCAUGGACUUCUCUGGCCUGUCCCUCAUCAAGCUUAAGAAGCAGGAAAUGGAGUCCCAGGUCCGCGUCCUGGAGCUGGAGAAGACACUGGAGGCCGAGCGUGUGCGGCUGGGGGAGCUGCGGAAGCAGCACUACGUGCUGGCUGGUGCCGUGGGGACGCCCAGCGACGAGGAUCCCGGCCGACCCAGUGCUGCCCCCCGCAGCGGGGCCUCCAAGAAGCCACCCCUGGCCCAGAAGCCCAGCGUGGCCCCCCGGCAGGACCACCAGCUCGACAAAAAGGACGGCGUCUACCCGGCUCAGCUCGUAAACUACUAGGCUCCCGAAGGAUCCCGGUGGGGAGGCUAGCGGGCAGGCCUGGGCCUUGUGUGGCCGCCCCGAAUUGGCUCAGGAGCCUCCAAGGGGUGCAGCCCCCUGCCCCAUGGCCAAGAUCAGUGUCCCCGAGGCCCCCAGCCCCGGCUGAACCCACAGGAUCAGAGAUCGCGGCAGUUCUCCGGGACGUGAGUCUUCCUGCAGCGGGCACUCGUGGGACCAGCCGGAACCGAGCAGGCCUGAGCCACGGGCCUUCAGGAAAUACAUGGAAUAUUUGUAAUUUU
This is a messenger RNA of Lontra canadensis (Northern American river otter), 3572 nucleotides long. It is a transcript of the gene HIP1R, whose product is annotated as huntingtin interacting protein 1 related. Gene Ontology annotation, molecular function: actin filament binding; phosphatidylinositol-3,4-bisphosphate binding; clathrin light chain binding. Lineage: Eukaryota; Metazoa; Chordata; Mammalia; Carnivora; Mustelidae. The coding region runs from base 88 to 3294 and encodes 1068 amino acids. The transcript is spliced from 32 exons. Gene Ontology annotation, biological process: clathrin coat assembly; endocytosis; actin filament organization. The record is from RefSeq and is a predicted model, not a curated record. Gene Ontology annotation, cellular component: clathrin-coated vesicle; actin cortical patch.